Messenger RNA from Cyclopterus lumpus (lumpfish), 5781 nucleotides. RefSeq names its product alsin-like. The transcript has 41 exons. Bases 372 to 5231 code for a protein of 1619 amino acids. The record is from RefSeq and is a predicted model, not a curated record. NCBI's taxonomy places the organism in Eukaryota, Metazoa, Chordata, Actinopteri, Perciformes, Cyclopteridae.
CGCAAAACUGUCAGAGACAACUUCUGCUUUCAUUGCGGUGCACUGAUUUUAAUAUACAUAUAUGUUCCUGCUGUGUCAGCACAUACACGCAAACACACACACGUACACGUACACACACAACUAUUGGGACUUAUUCAGAGGAGCUGCGUCACAAAUUUCCGCGAGGUAUUCCAGAGGUCGAACUGACAGUUGGUGUUCUACAAAGAUAAGCACUUGAAGCCAGAUGAACCACAUGCAUAUUAAAACAGGAAAGAUGAUUCUCUUUGUUCCUGCAAAAUGAUUCAUUAUUGGGAGUGAACAGAAGAGAAGUGCUUUGUAAACAUGUUGAUAAAGAUGCCAUCACUAUCCUGUGGAAGGGAGAGUCUGAAGUGAUGGAGAACAGAGAGGAAAGCCCUGCAGAUGACCAGGCCCCAACACCUUCAGAGCGAGGACUGCUCCACAUCUGGCAGUCAGCGGGCCCCAGUUCGCAGCUCUGUCCAGAGAGAGUGCUGCUGUCCAGGCCUGUCCUUCAGGCCAGCCUGGGAGAACACCAUGGACUCCUGCUGAUACAGGGUGGAGAGGUCUAUUCCUUUGGAGAGCUGUCGUGGAGGGAUUUGAGUAUUCCAGUGUCUGCUCCGUUGCUGGAGGUCUCUCUGCUGGGGAAGACGGUGGUCCGUGUGGCUGCUGGUGGUUUCCACUGCGGAGCGCUAAGCGAGCAGGGUAACGUCUACAUGUGGGGGGAGAACACCGCAGGACAAUGUGGGCUAACUGAGAGGGGCACAGACACAAGCAUCACAGUUUCAGAGCCUUGCCCGGUCACUGUGGUGGACAGUGAUGUUGUUCCUCCAGCAGUCGUUCGGGUUGUGUAUCUGGCUCUUGGACGGGAGCACAGCCUGGCUCUGUCAACCCAGAACGAGCUCUGGGCGUGGGGAAGCGGCUGCCAACUUGGCCUGGUCACCAACACCUUUCCUGUGUGGAGACCACAGAAGGUGGAGCACUUGGCAGGCAGACAUGUACUUCAGGUGGCUUGUGGUGCCUACCACAGCCUGGCCCUGGUUCGCAGUUUGCCUCAACAGAAUACCCAGAAUCCUUCUGAGAAGAGACAGCGGGGUCGGUCACCUCACUAUUCAGUGACAGAGAGGGAGGAGUCGUUUGCAGCUGAUACUGGUCACUACUGUCCGCUUGGGGUGGAGCUGACUGAAGUCAUGACAGACGAGACCUCUUCAAGAAGAAGAGACUUCAGACGAAGGUUACAACCUGGGGAAAGGACGAAUAUUCCAGUUAGGCACACUCACCCCCUCAAUGAAACAGACAGCAGCCCCAAGUCUCACACACUGUCAGACUGGAGAACCAAUAAGAAUCCUGCUUUCCCUGAUGAAGCAGAACUUCAGAACCUCCUCCAGAAACUCUCCAAUCACUCAUUGGAGAUGCGCCAGACCACCAGGCCUGGAGAUACUGACUCACUGAGCAGUUACACUUCAGAUGACAGCUGUGUUUCCUCAACUCCUUCGACGGAUCUUUUGACUUCCAGUUACAAAGAAGAUUCACCAAUUAAGAGUCAAACCAACAAUGAAGUGGCAUACUCCUCCUCGCCUGUGUGUUUGGAAGAAGUUCGGCUUUGUCUGGAGACAGAGAAGCAGGCACUGCAGGGACCAAAGAGCACCAGUCUCACAAAUAUAAAUCAGAAGGGGAAAGCAGCAGGACACAGGAGACGCUCUCUGCCAGGAAUACCCACCCGUGGGUCUCCACGGCAACAGGUGUAUUGCGCCUGCAGUCCGUCCUCGUCUUGUCGGACACAGGCUGCAGCACCAGAGGAGGCUGGAGAAGGGCUGCCGUCUCUGGAGACAGAAGUGUGGAGCUGGGGCCGCGGGUCUGAGGGGCAACUGGGACAUGGAGAUCAGCUCGCCAGACUCCAGCCUCUGUGCAUCAAGGUUUUGACAGGCGAGGAGGUGAUGAAAGUCGCCGCAGGGUCACACCAUUCACUGGCUCUCACAGCUCACUGCCAGGUGUACUCGUGGGGAAGCAACAUGUGUGGACAGCUCGGACAUGUCAACAGUCCUGUCACUGUACCUCAACAGACAAAGCUGUCUGAUGAUCUUCGGGUUUGGGACGUGACAGCCGGUCAGAGCCAUUCCCUCUUCCUGGCUGAUGGAGACUGUGUCCAGCCGGUCCUGUUGUACUGCGGCCAGCAGCAAGAGCCAACGUCAACGCAGAGGGGGAGGUCAUGCCAGACUCAAAGGUCACCCAACAGAGCACAGAGUUAUACAGUCAGACCCAACCUGCUGCCCUUCUGCAUGGAGAUGGGUUACAUUAGCGGUGUUUGCAGCGGUGGUCUGAGCUGUGCGGUGUUGGCAGACCAGAACAUCAUGGGUUUUAUCUCAGCUAUCCAUGAGCUGGCCUCCAGAGAGAGACAAUUUUACUGCUGGUUGAGCAGCGUGAAGAAGCUCCUCCUCACACCGCUACGUAACAGAGAGAGCGAGUGUCCGUCGUUAGGGGAACCAUGCACUCAUCUCUUCUUCUCUCUCUGUGAGAGUUUUGUUCGUCUGAGCUUCCUGAUCGGUCGACAGUCCACGUCACUCAGCUACUUCCUGCAUGAUGUGCAGGGUUGUGAUGUCACUUCCCUUCCCUUGCUGACGCACACUAAGCACUUUCUGGAGAUUUAUAAAGAGUAUUGUUCUUCAGUAGGUAACUUCCAGGUGAUGGGUGGAUUCCGAUCUCUCCAUAAACUCUCACUUGAGUGUUUAGGCUCUCGGCAGACCGUGCUCGCUCAGCUGUGUGUAUCAGACCAGUCCGUCAGUGGUAAUGUUGAUCUGGUUUCCUUGUUGUACUGGCCUCUGCAGCAGCUCCACCAGUACAGCCGAGUCCUGCUCAAACUGGCAGCCUGUUACGAUGUGUUAACUACAGAAUACCAGUCCCUCCAUCAGGGCUGUAGUCAGUAUGACUCCCUGUCUUUGUCCCUGUUGAGGAGGAAGAAGGAGGCUGAAACCACCUUCCUCUUCUGGAGUACCCACUCUGGAAAAACUACUGAGGUUCUGCGUCUCCCGCAGCGUCGUGUGGUGUGUGAAAGCAGCAACAGAUCUCUGACUCUGCAGAACGCCGGGCGGUUUUCCAACCACUGGUUCAUACUGUUCAACGACACACUGGUGCACACCCAGGGUGCCAUUCCCUCUCAGAGCCUUUUCGCCACGCAUCACAUCUACCCUCUGACCUGUCUGUGGGUGAAACCAGUGACAGAAGACAGCAGCGGACUCUAUGCCAUCAAAAUAACAUGCCCAGAGGAGAGUUUCACCCUGGUGGCCUCGACACCACAAGAGAAGAACAAGUGGCUACGGUCUCUUAACCAGGCGGUGGAUCAGGUGCUGGGAGGUGCAGGUCAGGGAUCGUCGCCGGGGUUGACAGCAAUGACUCGCACGGCCUCCUACAAGUUCACUGGAGAGGGGCGGUUUAAAGACGCCCAGUACACCGGGGGCUGGCUGUUAGGACGAGUUAAUGGCAGAGGGACCAUGAAGUGGCCAGAUGGACGGACCUACAACGGGAACUUUAAGAACGGACAGGAGGAUGGCUAUGGAGAGUGUAUAAUGCCUGACAAAGUGCUGAAUAAGACAGACUGCUACCAGGGACACUGGAGAGAUGGCAAGAUCCAUGGUUUCGGGAAGUACAAGUAUGCCAGUGGCGAGGUGUACGAGGGCUGUUUCUCUGAUGGGCAGAGGCACGGUUAUGGCAUGCUGAACUCCGGCAAGCUGGCCAAAAAGUCUUCCAGCGUUUUCAUUGGCCAGUGGGUCCAUGACAAGAAGACGGGAUAUGGAGUCUAUGAUGACAUCAUGAGAGGUGAGAAGUACAUGGGACUGUGGUCGGACGAGCAGCGGCAUGGCAGCGCUGUUGUUGUCACCCAGUACGGUUUGUACUAUGAAGGGAUCUUCAGAGACAACAAGAUGUGUGGCCCAGGUCUGUUGGUGUCAGAUGAUGACACGGCUUUACAUGGGGAGUUUUCUGAUGACUGGACUGUCAACGGAAAGGGUAUUUUGUCCCUGGCUAACGGCGACUGCUUGGAGGGCCUGUUCAGCGGAGAGUGGACCGCAGGGCUGAAAGUAGUUGGAACGUACAUCAAACCAUCUGCGGAUGAACCUGAAAACAAAGAGAGAAACAGCCUGCUCCGGGUGGGUCAGCAUGCGGUGCCUGCAGGUCAGAGGUGGCUCUGUGUGUUUGACGAAUGUUGGAGUCGACUGGGCUGUGAUUCUGCUGGGGGAGGAGAGAGGACUGCGGCCUGGGACAACAUUGCUGUAACGAUAACAACUGCAAGACGACAAAGCCCAGCUCUCAGUAGGUCUCAGAGUAAAGUAUUGGAGUGUUUGGAGUUUAUUCCUCAGCAUGGAGAACCGGUGACCACGGCAAACUACAACAACAUACGAAGAUACCUCAUCAAGGCGUGCGAGACCCCUCUCCACCCUCUGGGCUGGCUGGUGGAGACAUUGGUGACGGUCUACAGGAUGACCUACGUCGGUGUGGGAUCCAACCGCCGGCUGCUCAGGCAGGCCGUCCAGGAGCUUCUGGCCUACCUCACUCAUUUCUUCUGCAUUGUCAGGUUUCUGUUUCCAGGGCUACCAGAUGAUGGCGGCAUCAUCCCAGACCCGUCUGCCUCUCAAAGCAAACAGAACGCUAAUAUAGCAGAGCAAGUCGGUGUUAUGGUGGUGAGCUGCUCCUCUCUGCUCCUCCCUCAGCUGCUCCCUCGACUCUACCCUCCUCUCUUUACCCUGUACUGCCUGCAGCAGGAGCAGGAGGAGGCCGAGUACUGGCAGCGCAUCCUCCACCACAACAAACAGCCCGACCAGUCACUGCUCAACUUCCUGGGAGUGCAUGAGAAGUUCUGGCCAGUGUGGGUUUCAAUUCUGGGAGAGAAAAAGCAGAUUGUGUCCAGCAGUAAAGAUGCCUGCUUUGUUUCUGCUGUAGAGACACUCCAACAAAUCAGCACCACAUUCACGCCGUCAGACAAACUCCUCGUCAUCCAGAAGACGUUUGAGGAAUUGACCCAGGAAGUAAAACCUAUGCUGGAUGACAACUUCCUGUGGUGCAUGGAUGACCUGCUCCCUCUCUUCAUCUAUGUGGUGCUCAGAGCAAGGAUCAGGAACCUGGGAGCUGAGGUCAGUCUGAUAGACGAUUUAAUGGAUCCCAACAUUCAGCACGGAGAGAUGGGACUGAUGUUCACUACACUGCAGGCCUGCUACUCCCAGAUCCUACAUGAGUCUGCUAUAUAGAAGAGGAGAGAAAGACACCAGGCACACCUAGGAGCUGACCGAACAAAACCAGUCAAACCACCUGGAUUCUACUGGGGGCCACUGGGAAGCUGCACAGACCGAUGGAGGGAGGGGAAAGUGUUACUCCUCCUCCUUCUGUCAAAUGGGAGAAUGAUGCCGUUCACUGUUGAUCCUGUCAGUAUGUUACAGCACACAAAUGUCUUUCUUUUGUAUAUUACGUUUUCAUAGGAUACACAUCACCCUCUUCUGGACAAGAAAACUACUUUAUUAUCCUCAAUGUCACGGUAGAUUUUUUGGGGGAAUACUUUAUAUUAAUCAGCUCAGUUUCUCUCAUUUCUGAACUCUUUGCUGACAACGUUCUUGCAAAGGGUGUAACAGCAGUUCAGUUUUCAUUCAUUACUUUACAGAGUAUACAAUAACAGAUGAAAUACAUAGUGAUGUCCCUGUAAGUUGUUGCACUCAAAGCAAAGAUAACUGACCAGAUCAGAUUCUAAAGUGAGCAUAAGGGGCAAGUGAAAAUAUGAAAUAACAAUAUAUAUAUUGUUUUAAU